This is a messenger RNA of Xiphias gladius (swordfish), 1592 nucleotides long. RefSeq names its product leucine-rich repeat-containing protein 27-like. The record is from RefSeq and is a predicted model, not a curated record. NCBI's taxonomy places the organism in Eukaryota, Metazoa, Chordata, Actinopteri, Istiophoriformes, Xiphiidae. Gene Ontology annotation, molecular function: protein binding. The transcript is spliced from 11 exons. Bases 103 to 1458 code for a protein of 451 amino acids.
CCGGGAAGCAGUAGCUACAACUUAGCGUGACAUUUUGCUGUUUCAUUUUUUUUCUUGUUUUUAUGAAGUGUUUCUUUCAGGAAGACACUGAGUCUUUUUCUCAUGUUUAUGACUAUGUUUACUCAGAUACCAGAGGAGAAGGAGGAGGUUCCAGACCAGCAGCGAAACUCAGUCUUUGGGAACCGUGUUGUCCGACCACAGACUCCCCACUUCCUGCCUGAGGACGCAGAGCCACAGGAGCUUGCUGAAUAUCAUUCAACAGACACACUGUGUCUGAGCAGAACUAAGCUAGAACAUGUUUCGAGAAGUAUUUUGGAAAAUAGAACACUAAAGUAUUUAUAUCUUGAAGGCAACCAGAUAUCCAGUAUCCCAGAUUCAUUGUUCAUCAGGUUGCCCAACCUGCAGUGGCUGGACCUCAGAAAUAACCAAAUUGUGUCGCUCCCUGCUGAAAUUGGCUUGCACAGGUCUCUGAAAACAUUACUGCUAGAAGGGAAUCCUAUCUCAGAACUUCCACCAGAGUUGGGAAAUGUGGUUACCCUCAAAGGCCUGAACCUGAGGAACUGUCCCAUCAGUUUUCCUCCACAAGACAUUGUGCACCAGGGUGUCCAGGGCAUCCUCCAGUACCUGAGGAGUGCGAUGGCUAAGCGACAAAUUAGCAUGAGGAAGGCCCCUCCAGAGUUGCCAUUAGUGGAGAAGCUUCAGCUGUCAGAGCUGACUGGGUCCAGUAUGGAGGAGCAGGAUGAGUCAGUGGAUGAGGGAGACCUGCAGAGGUUCAAGGAACUAAAACACAAGAUGAUCCUACUGGACAAAACUGAGCUGGGUUCAUUAGCACAGGGUGAUAAAAACCCAAAGCCACAUCUUCUUCCUAUUACCAAAAGAAAAAAGGCAACUACCAAGGCCGGCAUCAUUCCGGAGCUCCCCCUGUUUGACACUCAGCACUGGAAAAGGCCAGAAGAAAGAAGACAGGCUGCAAUGAAGGAGCUGAAAGAGAAACAGGCUAUUCUUGAGCAGAAGAGAAAAAGCCAAGAGGCUCUUCGGAACUGGCGUACACAAGCCAAGAUCACACAGGAAAAGAAAAUGUGGGAGCACAAGCAGAAGAAGAAAGAAAGACAAAAAAAGCGAGAGGAGGCAGAAGCAGAUUUAAAACCCGUUGUGGAGGACAGCAAUGAUACUAUGCAGAGGCAGACAUCCACAAUGCCCAUCAGAGAGUGUGAGGAGACCAGAUCAGCCCGUGAGCUAGAGCGGCAGAUCCGUGCCUCUGUUGAGAAGAUGCAGGAGAGACGAAGGAAUCCCAGGGGCACAACCAGUGAGCAGAUGGCAGUGGCAGAGCAAGAUGUGGAAGAGAUGAGGAAAUUACAGGCACGGCUUCUAGAGCGGAAGAGAAAUUGGGGAAGAGAUCUUGAAAAUUGUUUUACUAUAUUCACCGGAGACACUUGGCCAAGUUUCCUUGACAAGUAACAGGGAUUAUACAUCCCUUCUGUUUGAGUUUUGUGGCACUGAUUUCAUACUCAAAAGUCACUUUAAAGAUGAAUCCCUUUGUGAAUGACCAUUGUAAUUCUCAUAUCUUAAAAUAAAGAUCACGAGGCUGUUGA